UUCCAGGGUUCCCUUCAAUUGCUGUAGUAACCUGGGUCCGGGGCCUCGGUGGUGCUCCGAUGUCCCUCACCCACCCCUGAAGAUCCCAGGUGGGCGAGGGAAUAGUCAGAGGGAUCACAAUCUUUCAGCUAAUUUAUUUUAUUCGGAUAAUCGGCUGAAUGUAACAGAAGAACUAACAUCUAAUAACAGGACGAGAAUUCUGAAUGUCCAGUCAAGGCUUACUGAUGCCAAACACAUUAGUUGGAGAGCAGUGCUGAACAACAACAACCUCUACAUAGAAAUUCCCAGUGGUGCUCUGCCAGAAGGGAGCAAGGACAGUUUUGCAGUUCUUCUCGAGUUUGCUGAAGAACAGCUCCGAGUUGAUCACGUCUUCAUUUGUUUCCACAAGAACAGAGAUGACAGAGCUGCAUUGCUCCGUACUUUCAGCUUUUUGGGCUUUGAGAUUGUGAGACCAGGGCAUCCCCUUGUCCCCAAGAGACCAGACGCUUGCUUCAUGGCCUACACCUUCGAGAGAGACUCAUCAGAAGAAGACUAGAUUGCAAUGUUUGCCUCUUUAGAGCUUUCUUGUUGUCUAUAAAGAUGAUUCUGUAGAAAUUUUGUCAACAUCUAUUACAGUAUAUACCCAACUCUGUACAAAACGUUGUGACCAACUGCUCUGGUGGUGAGAUGUUGAAAAUUUCAGACUCCACAUCUUGGUUUUUUUUUUUUCCUCCUGGAUUUGUGCGCAUGUCGUGGUUGUGCAAAAUAAAUGCUCCCUCCAAAUUAGCAGUAUAUUUCUUGAAGUUUAAUAUUGUGUUUGUGAUACUGAAGUAUUUGCUUUAAUUCUAAAUAAAAAUUUAUAUUUUACUUUUUAUUGCUGGUUUAAGCUGUUUAAAGACUUUGCACUCUUGAAGAGAUUUGCUCUGGAACUGCCCCGACCAUUAAAGUUACAGGUACAGAAAG
Merops nubicus (carmine bee-eater) is the source of this 942-nucleotide messenger RNA. It is a transcript of the gene OAZ1, whose product is annotated as ornithine decarboxylase antizyme 1. The record is from RefSeq and is a predicted model, not a curated record. Gene Ontology annotation, molecular function: ornithine decarboxylase inhibitor activity. Gene Ontology annotation, biological process: positive regulation of protein catabolic process. Lineage: Eukaryota; Metazoa; Chordata; Aves; Coraciiformes; Meropidae. Gene Ontology annotation, cellular component: nucleus; cytoplasm.